Molecule: messenger RNA, 1989 nt
Organism: Cygnus olor (mute swan)
Lineage: Eukaryota; Metazoa; Chordata; Aves; Anseriformes; Anatidae
Gene: ASCL1
Product: achaete-scute family bHLH transcription factor 1
Exons: 2
Coding region: 304-948 (214 amino acids)
Biological process (GO): neuron differentiation; regulation of neurogenesis; sensory organ development
Cellular component (GO): RNA polymerase II transcription regulator complex
Molecular function (GO): RNA polymerase II transcription regulatory region sequence-specific DNA binding; protein dimerization activity; DNA-binding transcription factor activity, RNA polymerase II-specific
Source: RefSeq, a predicted model, not a curated record
CGCACACGCGAGCGCCACGAGUCUCCCCGCGGCCGCCGCACGGAGGGCGAGAGGGAGGGGGGCGGGCAGAGCCGCCCGCGCUCCCCGGCCGCCCGCCCGGCACCGCCGCCCGCUCCCCUUUGUCGCCGCGGCCCCUCUCCCCUUGCCCGCCUUCUCCCAUCUCCUUCGCUAAGCGAACGCCGCCGGCUUCCCGCCCCCCCCCCCCGGCUCUUCUCCUUUUUAUUAUUUUUUUUUUCAUAUUUUUGCCGCCGGGGGGCACGGGGAGCGGCCGCCCCCCGCCUCGCACGACGCCCCCCCUCGCCCAUGGCCAGCGGUAGCCCCGCCGGGAUGGCGAGCGGCGCCGGGCAGCCUCCCUUCCUGCAGCCUGCCUGCUUCUUCGCCGCCGCCGUGGCCGCCGCCGCCGCCGCCGCCCCGCCGGGGGCGCCGCCGCCGCAGCUGAGCCCCGCGGGCGGGCAGCCGUCCCCGGGCGGCAAGCCGUCGGCGCCGCGGGCCGCCAAGCGGCAGCGCUCGGCCUCGCCGGAGCUGAUGCGCUGCAAGCGGCGGCUCAACUUCAGCGGCUUCGGGUACAGCCUGCCGCAGCAGCAGCCGGCCGCCGUGGCGCGGCGCAACGAGCGGGAGCGCAACCGCGUGAAGCUGGUGAACCUGGGCUUCGCCACGCUGCGGGAGCACGUCCCCAACGGCGCGGCCAACAAGAAGAUGAGCAAAGUGGAGACGCUGCGCUCCGCCGUCGAGUACAUCCGCGCCCUGCAGCAGCUGCUCGACGAGCACGACGCCGUCAGUGCCGCCUUCCAGGCCGGCGUCCUGUCGCCCACCAUCUCGCCUGGCUACUCGCACGACAUGAACUCCAUGGCGGGCUCCCCCGUCUCCUCCUACUCCUCCGACGAGGGCUCUUACGACCCGCUCAGCCCCGAGGAGCAGGAGCUGCUCGACUUCACCAGCUGGUUCUGAGCGCCCCCCGACGUCCCCCGCGCCUCCCGCGGCAGGCCGGUUGCAAAAAGGGAAAAAUAUCACGCACGCGGGCGCGAAAAGCCGCCGCAAAGCCAGGACCUGUUGCGUUUCGCUCUCCCCCGCCGUCGGAGGGCGGUGCGGGCACGUCUCCCGGCGGGACGCUGCGCCCCCCGCGCACAGCGCUGAGCGCCGCGGGGGCUCCUCGGGGCGGCCGGAGCCCGGCCGGCCCCUGCGCACCGUUCCCGGCCUCGCCAGCACCGAGCGAGACCGGCGGAGCCGCUGCCCCCCCGGGAACGGCGACCCCGGUCCCCCACGGCCGGGCGCUGCGCUCCUCGGGGCUCUUCCUCCUGAUGCUUCCCCCCCGCCAGACGGGAGCCCCCCUUCCGCACCCCAUCCCGGCCUCCUCGAGCCCCGCACAGCCCAGCCUUCCCUGCUCUGUGGACGAAGUUAGUUUGCUGGUGUUCGUGGAGAUUUUGAAACUAAGCUAUGCUGUAUUCAAAGACACCCCCCCCACCCUCAAAUCCCGGCUCCCCCCCCCAUCUCCGAGCUUUUCCUCUCGUUUCCAUCAUAGGAUGCUUCCAAUGUUUUUCUUUUCUUUGUGAAUUUUUUUAUUAUAAGAAAAUCUAUUUGUAUCCACCCUAACCAGUUUGGGGAUAUAUUAAGCUAUUUUUGUACAUAAGAGAGAGAUUUAUAGAGGUUUUGUACAAAUGGUUUAAAAUGUGUAUAUCUUGAUACUUUUUUUAAUAUGUAAUGCUUAUUACCUCUUCAUGUUUAGACGUGUAGUCGACAUUACCUUACAACUGCCAUUUUUGUAUGUGGUUUUGUAAAGGACUUGGAUUUCCUCCAGAUGUACUUUAGCACCAACGUGUCUUACUUUAUAGAAACUUUGUUAAUGUAUUAAUAAUGUUAUUAAACAAUGUUCAAAGUGAACAAAGUUUAUGCAGCUAUUGUCCAAACGCAAAAUGGUAGCCAUUUGUUUUUAUAUGCUGCCUUUUGAAAAAAAAAAAAAAAAGCAAAAAGCAAACAAAAAAAAAUCCCUUA